Nerophis lumbriciformis (worm pipefish) is the source of this 1443-nucleotide messenger RNA. NCBI's taxonomy places the organism in Eukaryota, Metazoa, Chordata, Actinopteri, Syngnathiformes, Syngnathidae. The record is from RefSeq and is a predicted model, not a curated record.
AUGUUGCACUACUCCAACUGGCUCAUCGGUGUUAAAAACAGGGCAAACCUUCGGAAUGCGUGCAAGACGUCGGGUAACAGCGACUGGACCAACCGGAGCCAGGAGCCCGGUGACAAGACAGGAGAGCUAGCGGUCACCGCCCACCUCUGGAAAAAGGGCUACAAAAUAAUCAAGAAGAUUGGCGAAGGCUCGUUCUCCGUGGUGGUCAAAACUCAGAGUCUGAAGGAUGGCAAGAUCUACGCGUGCAAGACUAUGAAACAGACCUUUAACAGUGUGGAACAGGCCAACAACCUGCGGGAGGUUCAGGCCAUGAGGCGGCUCAGCCCUCAUGCUAAUAUUAUCCACCUACAUGAACUCAUUUUCGACAAGGAAACGGGCACGGUUUCUCUGAUCUGCGAGCUGAUGGAGAUGAACAUCUACGAGUACAUUCGAGAGAAACAGACUCCGCCCUCUGAUCACACGGUCAAACACUACAUGUACCAGCUGUGCAAGUCACUCGACCACAUGCACAGCUGUGGGAUCUUCCAUAGAGACGUGAAACCGGAAAACAUUCUCAUCAAACAAAACACUCUAAAGCUGGGCGACUUCGGCUCAUGUAGGAGCGUUUACUCCAAGCCGCCGCAUACCGAGUACAUCUCCACACGUUGGUACCGAGCUCCCGAGUGCCUCCUGACAGAUGGUUACUACAGCCUAAAGAUGGACAUUUGGAGUGCCGGUUGUGUCUUCUUUGAAAUCAUGAGUUUGAAUCCGCUCUUCCCCGGUGCCAACGAGCUGGACCAGAUUGCAAAGAUCCACGACGUGCUGGGCACACCUGAUCAAAGUGUCCUGCGUAAAUUUAAGCAGUCUCGAGCGAUGCAUUUCAACUUCCCCGCCAAGAAGGGCAGCGGAAUCUCUCGCCUGCUACCCAACUGCGCCGCUCCUGCCGUGUCGCUGCUCUACCAGAUGCUGGCUUACGACGCCGAUGAACGCAUCACGGCAGCCACGGCCUUGAGGCACACUUACUUUCGGGAGCUGCGGUUGGCUGAAAAAAAAAGUGAAAGUAAUGCUGGAGUUUGCGGGCUACUUGAAUGCGUGCAGAAAAACGCCUCUCAUGUGACCUCAGACCUCUUGUGGCGACCCACUCGACUUAGCAAGCAAAUGAGGGGGAGACACACCAGACCCACCCCUUUAAUUACUCACAACCCAAAACACGUAGCCGAGCCCCUCGGCCGACGCAACGGCACCCACUAUCAACUGCCCAAAAUCAAAUUGAGCGUCCCGGGACCGCAACGCUCCUUCCCGGGGCCCACGGCGUUCGCCUUCAACCACCGGGGCGCGUUGCCGGCUAUCGCCGCAAAGAAGUGUCAAUCACGUUUAGCAAAGACCGACCACGAAUCAGAACAGGCGGACCUUGAGACGGACUUCAUGCCGCCUCUGGACAGGAAACACGAAGGCGAUUACUGA